This is a messenger RNA of Durusdinium trenchii, 978 nucleotides long. The record is from the annotation of a GenBank genome assembly. NCBI's taxonomy places the organism in Eukaryota, Dinophyceae, Suessiales, Symbiodiniaceae.
AUGAACAAGUUCACCUGGGCCUCCCGUGGUUGGUGUUUGGCCGAGUCCAUGGCCUGCGAGCUUUGCAGCUCCAACCCCCGCGCGGUGGUGUUGGUGGAAAGCGCCGUUCAUCUCACUGUCGCACCAGGACACCAGCAAGUGGUCCUUCGCCCUGGAGAGGGCAGCUUCAGCAUGGCUGCGGACCGCUCUGCAGUGGCCGAGGUCUUGCAGAGCUUAAUCAAGCGGAAACUGAAGCUUUACCUUGAGGAGGGCCAGAUCCAUCGGUAUCGUUUCCUCUGGAGCCAGCAACGGGUUCGCCUCUCGGGCUUCUCGCUGGCUCCGGUGGAGGACAUCGUUCCUGGUGGCCCCACCGAGGCCGAGGCGCUGUCGAAGUUCCUUUAUCAGAACGGCUUCGCACGCCUCGGUGAGCGCGACGCUGCCGGCUGGUCGCCGCUGUGCUAUGCGGCCCUCGGCGGAAAUCCGGUCCUGAUCAGAGAGAUGUUGCAGGAGCGGGCCGAUCCCAACGAUCGAAUCACCAAGCCGGCACAUUUUGCCAUAAUGCCCAAGAACACUCCAGUCUUGCACGUGGUCUCCUUUUUACACCACCAAGAGGCGCUGGAGCUCUUACUGGAAUUCCGAGCGAAUGUGAAUGCCAAGGAUGCACUGGGACAUAUAGCUUUGCAUACCGCCAGUGCCUCCAACAAUGCGCAGGGCCUGCGCACGCUGCUGCAUGCUCGCGCCAUGGGCGCUCAAGGACCCGCUGGGAUGACGCCCUUGAUGGUGAUGGUCGAUGCUUUGCAGGCGUUGCCCCAUCGCGAGGAUUUGCCAGAGCUGGUCGUGAAGUUGGUGCGUGGCAUGCUGCGAUGGUAUAAAACGCCAGACUGGGUGAGCCACAAUGGCUUCAACGACGACGUGCUAUGGGCCGUCAUCUUGAUGGCACCCUUCACGGCUCAGCUUGAUGGUUCCGGACGUCUCCGGCGCCAGUCCCUUGAUGUGUAG